AUUCUUCACUUCCGCCUUCCGCUCCUGCGUAUGCGUACUGGGUCGCUGCUGAAACCCUUUCAACUUUACAUUUGAUCAUAAUAAUAUAAAUAUAUAGCAAAUAUAUAUAUAUUACAUCACUAGUCGUGUUUAAAUGCUUUAGAUAUGUCGUCGGUCGUGAGCUCUGGUAACGGGGAGUGCAACGCAAAACAAAUAGGGGAUCAGGAACAUCCCCGCGUGCUGAUCCCAGAGCUCUGCAGGCUCUUCUAUGAGCUGGGUUGGGUGACAGGUACAGGGGGAGGAGUAACCCUGCGGCAUGGAGACCACAUUUAUAUAGCUCCCUCAGGCGUUCAGAAGGAGAGAAUACAACCAGAGGACUUGUUUGUGUGUGACAUAGAUGAGAGGGACAUCAGCUGUCCACCUCCACAGAAGAAGUUGAAGAAAAGCCAAUGCAUGCCCCUCUUCAUGAACGCCUACACUAUGAGAGGAGCUCAGGCAGUUAUCCAUACACACUCAAAGGCUGCUGUCAUGGCAACUCUCCUGUUUCCUGGGAAGGAAUUCCAGAUCACGCAUCAAGAGAUGAUCAAGGGGAUUCGAAAAGGAAACUCGGGCACAAAUUACAGGUAUGAUGACACACUAGUUGUUCCAAUUAUUGAGAACACCCCAGAGGAGAGAGACCUGAAAGAGCGCAUGGCCCGAGCCAUGGAAAUGUACCCUGACUCCUGCGCUGUACUUGUCCGCAGACAUGGGGUGUACGUUUGGGGAGAGACCUGGGAAAAAGCAAAAACCAUGUGUGAGUGUUAUGAUUAUUUAUUUGACAUCGCUGUUCAGAUGAAACAAUGUGGCCUGGAUCCCUCAGCUGUUCCCACUGAAGCUAAAGGCAUUGUUUGACAUAACUGAAUAUCUACAAUCAACAACUGUAAUAUUCAUGUUUAUUAAAUAUUAAAUGGUCCUUUCACAUUGUUUUUAAAAAUUUAAAAUCAGUUUUUGUAAUUUAAAAUUAAACAUUUGCAAACUGAUGAAACUGUUUUUAAUGACCUUCAUAACAAUAUUUUGUAUUUUUACAAUCAAAGUUACAUGUGAAUUACCUGCAAACAGAACAAAACGUUAAGAAUGCAGCCAUGUAAAAUGCCAGUCCAGAACAUUAUGAAGCUGAUGAAUGUAAUUCUAUUGUUUAAAUAUUUUAAUUUAACAAGCUGAACAUCAGUGAAGCUAGCAUUGCAGUUAUAUUUUAGUGGCUUAUUUGUAACUUUAGAUUCUUUAUUAGUAGCACAAUUUGCCUAAAUUGGCAGCUAAUUGUGUCAUAAUAUACGUUGCAAUGUUUUUUAACUAGUAGUGAUUGGAAGAUCGGAUCAUUUGACAGACUUGGACCUUUGAGUCUCUUUCAACAAAAUUAACAAAUCUUUUUCAAGUCAUUUCGUUCAUCAUGUGACGUAGGCCCUACAGGAAGCAGAAUUGAUUAGUUCACCUCCCGAAUAAGUCUUCGGAGUUCAAAUCUGAGUCUUUGUUUAUUUGACACUUGACCUCCAGACUCAGCAAUCAUUCACGAAUGACUGGUCUAUUUUUCAUAUUUUUUUUCUUUACAGCUCACUGUCAGUGUGCUGCAGUAGUUUGUAUCGUGAUCAUUACAUGUCAGUAUCGCAAUAAAUUACUUUUUAAAAUCAUAUGAAUUGUCAUGAUGAAAUAGUUUCAUGUAUUUAUUGCAGGAACUUUUGAGACUACAUUUUAUCCCAAGUGUUUAAAAUUAGUCGGAGUACUGGGCCAAAAUUCCAGCAUCUUUUUGUGAGAAGUUUGUGGAAGGCUACCCAAAACGUUUGACCCAAGUUAAACAAUUUAAAGGCAAUGCUACCAAAUACUAACAAAGUGUAUGUAAACUUCUGACCCUCUGAGAAUGUGAUGAAAAAAAAAAAUAAUAAAAAUAGAAGCUGAAAUAAAUAAUUCUCUGUACUAUUAUUC
Xyrauchen texanus (razorback sucker) is the source of this 1935-nucleotide messenger RNA. It is a transcript of the gene apip, whose product is annotated as APAF1 interacting protein. Gene Ontology annotation, molecular function: methylthioribulose 1-phosphate dehydratase activity; metal ion binding. Gene Ontology annotation, cellular component: cytoplasm. The transcript is spliced from 7 exons. NCBI's taxonomy places the organism in Eukaryota, Metazoa, Chordata, Actinopteri, Cypriniformes, Catostomidae. The record is from RefSeq and is a predicted model, not a curated record. The coding region runs from base 145 to 870 and encodes 241 amino acids.